UAUAUUUUUUUUAUCACCUGUUUGUUUUCGAGUUUCAGGAGGCUCCCAAGGUCGACCAUGGCCCGUGGAAUAAUCGUGACCAGCUGAUAUAAUACAACAAUGAAUAAUCUACUGUGAUGCUGUAUCAGUAAUGCUGCGUCAGCCUUUUACCUGAUACUGCUCCUCCUACACUCACUCUGCGAUGGCCACACUGUCCUCUUUAUCCCUCAGUACCCUCACCUCAAGGAAUAUACAACCCCUUCUGCAGACUCGCCACUUGUUGAGAGCUUACACCAGACCUGAAGCUGUGGCGCCACGGAAAGUAUCACGAUUAGAGACUCUCAGGUCCCGUGAGCCUCUUCCAUUUUCUGCAUUCCUGACAGACUCCUUUGGUCGAGAACAUUCAUACCUUAGGAUUUCUCUCACUGAAAAAUGCAAUCUCAGAUGCCAGUACUGUAUGCCAGAAGAAGGAGUGAGUCUGACACCAAGAGAACAUCUUCUUACCUCAGAAGAAAUUAUACGAAUAGCAAGUUUAUUUAUAUCAGAAGGUGUGGACAAGGUCAGGUUGACUGGAGGUGAACCUAUGGUCAGGAGGGACUUGGCAUACAUAAUUGAGUCAUUGUCUAAUCUUGGCAUCAAGCAAUUAGGCAUAACAACAAAUGGGCUGUUAUUGAAAAGACGUUUGGCAGAACUUCAGAGUGCAGGACUUACACAUCUGAAUGUGUCUCUAGAUACCCUCAUACCUCAGAAGUUUGAACUUAUAACACGACGUCGUGGAUGGGAAAGGGUAAUGGAUGGGAUCAAUGUUGCCCUUGACUUAGGGUACUCCCCAGUAAAGAUUAAUUGUUUAUAAAUAUGAGGGAAAAAUGAGGAAGAAUUAACUGAUUUUGUAGAACUUACCCGGCAUAAAGACAUUGAUGUGCGCUACAUAGAGUACAUGCCAUUUGAUGGAAACAAGUGGAUGGACAAGAAGAUGGUGAGUUACUCGGAGAUGUUGAAGAAGAUUACCCAGGUUUACCCUGGUCUUAUGAAGGUGUCUGACAAGUCAAAUGAUACAUCCAAGGCAUAUAAAGUUCCUGGCUUUGUGGGACAAAUUGGCUUCAUUACUUCCAUGUCAGAAAACUUUUGUGGUUCCUGUAACAGAGUGCGGUUGACAGCUGAUGGUAAUCUUAAAGUCUGCCUUUUUGGGUCAUCUGAGGUAUCACUAAGGGAUGUUAUGCGUGAUGGAUGUACUGAUGAAGAACUGCUGGAUGUUAUUGGAGUUGCUGUUGGUAGAAAAAAGAGGCAACAUGCAGGUAUGCAAAAUCUGGCUAAGCUGAAGAAUCGACCUAUGAUUCUAAUUGGUCUAGGAUUGUACUCAAAUGCAGUACAGUCUUCUUGGUACAUCUCAAAUCUUGCAGUACCAAGACCUCUUCAAGUUUUCUCCAUUCACACCACUACAGCAACACUUAAAGAAUCGGCCCCAAAACUUCCAACAUAUCACAAAAGCAAAUUUUCCUGUAAGAGACAUGGGAAAUAUUGUGAAAAAAAUAAUUCUAUACAUCAAGAUGUAUCCCAGGAUUUCAACCAAAAGGAUGAAAACACUUCAUGCAAAAGUUCCUCUUUUGAGGACAGAGGUGUUGUGGAUCACAAUAAUGUUUUUUGGGAAAACUUUGGAGAAUAUUCUCAGGAGAGAGAAAUUAAAGAUGUUAAUAUACAGUAUAAAAAUAUUUCAAUAGAUAAAAAGUCUUGUAGUUCACAUGCUCAAAUAAACCCCAGUGAAUUUCUAGGUGCAAGCCAUUCAAGUAAGAAUGAAAAAGAUAAUUCUGUUAAUCUAAGUCAUGUAAAUGUAGCAGGUGAAGCUCAGAUGGUAGAUGUUAGUCAAAAGAAUGUUCGUCAGGCUGUGGCAAGAGCAGAGGUAUCCCUUGGUAGUAAGGCCUUUGGUUUAGUUAAGGAAAUAAUGAAGAAGGGUGAUGUCCUGGGGAUGGCUCAAGCUGGUAUCAUGGCAGCUAAAAGAACCUGGGAAUUAAUUCCAUUAUGUCACCCACUUCCACUUGAUCAUGUUGAAAUAUCGCUAGAGUUGCUGGAAGAAAUGGAAAGUGGACAGGAAUGUCACCUCAUUAUAAUUACAGCCAAAGUUGUUACUGCAGGACGGACAGUGAAGAUGGAAGCUUUGACUGCAGCUUCUGUGGCAGCCCUUACAGUGUAUGAUAUGUGUAAGGCUGUCACCCAUAAUAUUACAAUAUCAGAUAUAUGCCUUGUCUCCAAAACAGGUGGCAAGAGAAAUUUCACUAGGAUAGUAUCCUCGUGAACAAGAGCUAGAUAUUAUUUUGUAUUAUAUUGUUGUUAUUACUGAUAUUGUUUAUAAGUCUUCUGGAGUAUAUUCUUAUAUUUUGUACAGGUACACCACCAAUUAUCCUGGAACUGAUGGUCCGGCACCUCCUUUAGUCCGGACAAAAUUAUGAGGGGGCACUACUCCCUCCCUCCCUCCCAGCCUAGGCGAAGGUAGUUUUAGGCAUAAAGUUUUUACCUUAUAAAAUGUAGCUGACUAGACGUAUGAGAAUAUAACUUGCAUUGCUGGAAUCCUUGUAAGAUAGUGAAUAAUUUGAGUAUAAACAUCACAUAAUUUGCACAUGAGAUAACAAUUUUAGUUUAGUGUAGUACAUUUGAUGCGUACAAGUUUUUUAACUCAUAUUUUCGGGAAGGUAUAUUUAACUUUCUUCAUUUAUUUUUACUCAUUUACAUGCACACACCAUCCUAAAUAUAUAUUGUGAAAAAAGUAAAAGAAAUAAUUGUCCUAAGGGUAAACCUGUAAUAAGUUAAUUUAAUUUUUUUUUAUGUCUAGUGAAACUAUGGGAUGCUUAUAUACUCAAAUUAAUCACUAUCUUACAAGAAUUACAGUAAUGUGAGUUAUAUACAGCGGUCCCUCGAUUAACGAACGGUCCAAUACUUGAAAUUUCAGUUAACGAAUUAGCUCCCAUAAGGAUUUUUAGUUUGAUUAACGGACAAAACUUUGAUUAACGAAAGCCUUACGAGAAACACG
Messenger RNA from Homarus americanus (American lobster), 3001 nucleotides. RefSeq names its product molybdenum cofactor biosynthesis protein 1-like (gene Mocs1). Gene Ontology annotation, biological process: Mo-molybdopterin cofactor biosynthetic process. NCBI's taxonomy places the organism in Eukaryota, Metazoa, Arthropoda, Malacostraca, Decapoda, Nephropidae. Gene Ontology annotation, molecular function: GTP 3',8'-cyclase activity; metal ion binding; cyclic pyranopterin monophosphate synthase activity. The record is from RefSeq and is a predicted model, not a curated record.